AUGGAGAACAUCCUAAGCAAAGUGGACAAAAUAGAGCCGUUCGACGCAAAGGUGAAGGAGGAGUACAACCAGUUCAAGUACGAUGUAACGAAGCAAGCAAUAGAAUCCUUAAGAGAGAGAAUCCCCAAAAGGAUCCUCUACUUCAACACACUGGUUAAUGUAAAUGCAGAACCAGGUUCCAUCCUAGAUGUAAGCGACCUAGAUACAAACACAUACAAAUAUACAACAAACCAGACGGAGGAAAAUACACGGAAAAAGCAUAAGACAAAGGAUCACGAUGUGAUUGAAAAGAAAAAAGACUCCAUAGAAAUGAACAAAAAUGACAUCCAUUUUGAGGAAAAAAAAAUAGUAAUAGAUGAAAAUGUUAUAUAUACUCAUUACGUUCCUUCCCACAAACAAAUAAGUGCAGAGCUUGAAAAAAUAAAAGCCUAUUCGUCUGAACUUAUCGAAAUAAUAGGUAAUAUAAAAUUGUGGAUUCAGUUGAAUGUGCCCAGAAUUGAAGAUGGGAAUAAUUUUGGUGUAGGAAUUCAAGAGGAAGCUAUACAGGAGCUGGCUAGGGUUGAAGAAAGCGCUUUCAACCUUUACGAUGCGGUUGUGAAGUACUAUAUGGAUAGAGCGAAAUUAUCGACCAAAGUUAUUAAGUACCCUAAUGUGCAUGACUACCAGGAAGCUGUCCAGGAGUUAGACAAGAAGGAAUGGAUUCACAUAAAAAUUACCCUCAUUGAUAUGCGCAACAAUUAUAUUAUGCUUUACGAUUUGUUGUGCAAAAAUUGGGAGAAGGUUGUCAAGCCCAAAAAUGAGGAUGCCCAUCAUAGGAUGACUUUCUAG
Messenger RNA from Plasmodium coatneyi, 828 nucleotides. RefSeq names its product Proteasome activator complex subunit 3. The coding region runs from base 1 to 828 and encodes 275 amino acids. The transcript has a single exon. Gene Ontology annotation, cellular component: nucleoplasm; cytoplasm; proteasome activator complex. Lineage: Eukaryota; Apicomplexa; Aconoidasida; Haemosporida; Plasmodiidae. Gene Ontology annotation, molecular function: endopeptidase activator activity. The record is from RefSeq and is a predicted model, not a curated record. Gene Ontology annotation, biological process: regulation of proteasomal protein catabolic process; regulation of G1/S transition of mitotic cell cycle; positive regulation of endopeptidase activity.